AUGUUAUCUUUUCUCCUGUUUUUACUGUUCCCUUCAGUAAUCCAAACAUGUUUGGUCAUCAGAUAUUCAGAGCCACCAAAAUGUGAGUGUGAAUGGACCGCGUUGACAUCUUCAAACAUUGAAGAAUUCAUCGGUCAAAGCUCAUUUUAUAUUCAAAAUAUCACUGGAAAAGAGGUCAAAGCCCCACUUUCCACUGAAGACGAUUGCAGUUUAUCGAUUUAUUGCGAUAAAUGGAGUCUAGUUAUAAUGGAUAAGAAGGGUUUCACUAACAAUGGUUUCACUAGAAUGCUGGGAGAAUAUUCAGCAGAUGCUCUCUGUGAUCCGUAUACUCAAAAAUGGCGUGUGGAUAAUGGGGCGGAGCUAGUGACCUACGACGAGUUAUACGGUGUUUGUGUGGAUUACGAUUUCGAGACUACAACAACACGAAGAACGACUAGGAGAAUAGUAACGGGCAACAACCCGCCAAGGCCGACUAUAAAUUUCAAACGGAAGUAA
Molecule: messenger RNA, 495 nt
Organism: Caenorhabditis remanei
Lineage: Eukaryota; Metazoa; Nematoda; Chromadorea; Rhabditida; Rhabditidae
Exons: 4
Coding region: 1-495 (164 amino acids)
Source: RefSeq, a predicted model, not a curated record